UCUCUGCCCGUUCAUACCAGAUGGCUUCAUAGACGCAAGCGGACGUGCGUCCCCUUCCCGAACACACCAGCUUCGCUCCCGAAUAGGAAUAGAAGAGAAUUAUUUUUGCGUGUGUUCUGUUUGACGCCACCGCCUCGAAUGGAUCUCGGGGCUUUAACGGCGGCGGCGGCGGCGGCGCAGCGUGUGUCGUGCCACGCCAUGAAUGCGGCGGAUUUAAGCAUGAAGCCUCCUGCAGCCGAAGGAGCCCAGCAAGCCGGCGCUCCGGGGGCCAAAGCUGGCCGCUCCAAAUCCGAGUCUGCCAAAACGGAACUGGCGCAUGUGAUAACCGACGCAAGAACGGGACGCUCGUACAGUAAAGGGAAGCUUUUGGGAAAGGGCGGUUUUGCACGAUGCUACGAGAUGACGGACCUGUCUAACAACAAAAUGUUUGCCGUCAAAGUCAUUCCGCAAAGCAGGGUGUCCAAACCGCACCAGAGAGACAAGAUCACCAAUGAGAUCGAGUUGCACAAAACCCUGUCGCACAAGCACGUGGUGAAGUUCUCGCACCAUUUCGAGGACCAGGAUAACAUCUACAUAUUUCUUGAGCUCUGCAGUCGCAAGUCACUGGCGCACAUUUGGAAGGCGAGACACACGUUGACUGAGCCCGAAGUGCGAUAUUACCUUAGGCAGAUUAUAUCAGGCCUCAAGUAUCUACACAGCAGAGGCAUCCUGCACAGAGAUCUCAAACUAGGCAACUUCUUUGUGAAUGAAAACAUGGAACUACGCUUGGGAGACUUUGGCCUCGCUGCCAAGCUGGAAACGGUUGAGCAGAGGAAAAAGACCAUCUGUGGAACCCCCAACUACUUGGCCCCCGAGGUGCUCAACAGGCAGGGCCAUGGCACCGAGUCAGACGUUUGGUCCCUUGGUUGCGUCAUGUACACGUUGAUGUGCGGCAACCCGCCCUUUGAGACUCUGGACCUGAAAGAGACGUACAAAUGCAUCAAGGAAGUUCGCUACAACCUGCCCUCUGGGCUCUCGCCCGCCGCCCAGAAACUCAUCUCGGGCGUUCUGCAGAAAGCCCCGAGCGACAGACUCACGCUGGAUCAAAUUCUCCACCAUGAAUUCUUCACCAAAGGUUUCACCCCCGACAGACUUCCCCCCAACAGCUGCGUAACGGUGCCCGAGCUCCAUCCCCCCAGCCCGGCCAAGAAAUUCUUCACCAAAGUGGCCAAGAGCCUCUUUGGCAAGAAAAAGGCAAAAGUGGAGAAGGCCCCAUGCGAGGAGAAGGAGGACAAAGACAUUUCCAAGCUGGUGUCCGGCAUCGUCAAGUGCUCCAUCAACCGCCAGAUCAGCUACAAAACCGUGGGCCCAAAUGAGGUGGCCAUCGGUCAGCCGGUCAGCUCGGUGCCUCUGGAGCAGACUGCGGCGGAGGAGGAAUCCAGGAAGUCAAUCUCGCGUUCCUUCAAAGGCACCAUGGCUAGCAGCUCUGAACCGUGCGAUGAUGUCAUCACUCCCUCCGUUGUGGCGGAAUGUGCCAUGAAGGUUCUCAAUGGCUGCUUGGCCAUUAUGCCUGCAGCCACGAGAAACCCGCCGUGCUUCUCCAGGCCACAGUCCUUCCUGUGGGUCACCAAAUGGGUGGACUAUUCCAACAAAUACGGUUUUGGCUACCAGCUGUCAGACCAAAGCAUCGGAGUGCUCUUCAACGAAGGAACGCACCUCAGCCUCUGUGACCAGCGCAAGACGGUCCACUACUGCUUGACUAACAACAAGCACUUUAGCUUCCCUGCCAGCUCGCUACCGGAGCAGCUUCGGAGCCAGAAACAAAUUGUAGAGCUCAUGGCCAACUACAUGGAACAAAAUCUCAUGGAGGGUGGCGACAUUCACUGUCAUGAACAAGUUCCCGGUCCUCCUCCUCUGCUGCUGCAGUGGGUGAAAACCGACCACGCGCUCGUCAUGCUCUUCAACAACGGAACGCUGCAGGUGAACUUCUACACAGACCACACCAAGAUCAUCCUGUCCAAGUCGUCGGACUCGUACGUGCUGACCUACAUCAGCCGCGAGCGCGUUUCCCACACGUACCUCCUCAGCAUGCUGAGCGAGAUGGGCUGCACGGCCGAACUGCGGCACCGCCUCCGAUACGUGCUCCAUCUCCUGCAGCACCACGCUGAUGCCUGAGGAGAAGGAAAAAAAAAAGCAAACAAAAUCAGACUGGCCAACUGUGACUUUGGAGGCUCUAUGACCGGCUCCCGCCCGAUUGGUUGAUCGUUUUGCAGCAGCGCCGUAACGGGCCUCGUGUGGACUGGUGCCGUGGCAGCUGAUAUGAUACUUCUGCCCAGGUAGUUUUGAUCAGAUGUCAUGUUGACUUUUGCGGUCUGUGCCUGUCCAAACAAUGUCUAAUGAUUGGACACUCCAUGAUGGAUGCCAAAAAAAAAGUUUCACCUAACUACAGAUUCUCCUUCUUCUUGGUUGCAUGGUGCCAAC
Messenger RNA from Syngnathus typhle (broad-nosed pipefish), 2460 nucleotides. It is a transcript of the gene plk3, whose product is annotated as polo-like kinase 3 (Drosophila). NCBI's taxonomy places the organism in Eukaryota, Metazoa, Chordata, Actinopteri, Syngnathiformes, Syngnathidae. Gene Ontology annotation, biological process: regulation of cytokinesis; DNA damage response; mitotic G1/S transition checkpoint signaling. Gene Ontology annotation, molecular function: protein binding; ATP binding; protein serine/threonine kinase activity. The record is from RefSeq and is a predicted model, not a curated record. Gene Ontology annotation, cellular component: cytoplasm; nucleus; spindle pole. Bases 139 to 2154 code for a protein of 671 amino acids. The transcript is spliced from 15 exons.